Molecule: messenger RNA, 453 nt
Organism: Echinococcus granulosus
Lineage: Eukaryota; Metazoa; Platyhelminthes; Cestoda; Cyclophyllidea; Taeniidae
Exons: 6
Coding region: 1-453 (150 amino acids)
Source: RefSeq, a predicted model, not a curated record
AUGGUUUGGUUUGGACCGAAUAAUCCAUGUAAACUUUCCAUCCCGAUUGGUAAAAGGCACGAAGAGAAGAUUCUUACCACUGCUUUGGGAAAAGGACCUUUUAAUAGUCUGACUAGUUCCAGCCACCCCAAACAUUUUAGAGAAGGGAAGGAAGGGAAUAACGUUUCAAAAGUGAUGGCUUCUAAGCUAUUUUCUUCUCACAGAGCAUUUGUUCUAGGUUUUCCCACAGGAGAAAAAUUGAAGAAGGAUGCAAGGUCUGAAAGUGAUCCAGUCAACAGGUACUUUGUCCAGCAAAUGGCUAUUCAAAACCAUCGAGCAGCGUUAACUCUAGAACCAACUGCUACCUCGAAAGAUCCUUUACUUAUUUGCACAGGAAUUUCAGUUGACUUCCAGAAUUUCACACCUGUAUUUUUGCGUUUUAUGUCCAAAAUCAAUCAUCCCAUUAAUUAUUGA